Lepisosteus oculatus (spotted gar) is the source of this 4750-nucleotide messenger RNA. Its product is annotated as heterogeneous nuclear ribonucleoprotein U-like 1. Lineage: Eukaryota; Metazoa; Chordata; Actinopteri; Semionotiformes; Lepisosteidae. The record is from RefSeq and is a predicted model, not a curated record. Gene Ontology annotation, cellular component: nucleoplasm. Gene Ontology annotation, molecular function: RNA binding; protein binding.
GGUGAAGGAGGGGAAUGUCGGCCAUUUUGUGGAACUGCAAGUGAAUCCGUGGUAACGGCUGUGCAGGGAGUCGAGGAGAGAGAGAGCUUAUAAGUGGGAUUGCUUGUACCAAUUCAAAAGCAAAGGGCUGCUGCUUCACCAUUUUAUCCGCCCGAGAAGAGCGAUGAGUUCGGUGGACGUGAAGAAACUGAAAGUGAACGAGCUGAAGGAGGAGCUGCAGCGGCGGGGGUUGGACACCCGCGGCCUGAAGGCGGAGCUCGCCGAGCGGCUGCAGGCGGCACUCGAGGCCGAGGCCUCCGGGGAGGGAGGCGGACCGCCGGCCGCUCUCGGGGAAGCGUACUCCGGCGGCGGGGACGCGGGAGACGGCGAGGACUAUCAAGACGAAGAUGAGGAAGAAGAGGAGGAGGAGAAUGGAGAAGAUGGAGGAAUGGAGGGUGAGGAGCCCCUACACCAGGGCUACUGUGAGCUGUCUGCAGAUGGCAUGAACGAGCCAGAGAUAAAGGAGGAGUGUGAGUCUGAAAGAGAAGAGCACCAGGGCAGUCCAGAGGUGAAGCAGGAGGUGAAGGAGGAGCUGGUCUCGGAGUCUGCCCCGGUGACAGAGCCCUCUCAGCCCGUGAAGCCCAAAGUGGAGGAGGAGCAGCGCCACACGGCACCCCACGGCCGCAAGAGGCCGUACGACGAAAGCCGUGGCCACAGCUACUACGAGCACCGCGAAGACAAGAGGUCCCGUUCCCCGCAGCCUCCUGCGGAGGAGGAAGAGGAGGACUUCGACGACACCUUGGUGGCCAUUGACACCUAUAACUGUGACCUGCACUUCAAGGUGUCCCGAGACCGCUACAGCGGCUACCCCUUGACCAUCGAGGGUUUCGCCUACCUGUGGUCUGGGGCGCGCGUCUCUUACGGGGUCACCAAGGGACGCGUCUGUUACGAGCUGAAGAUCAAUGAAGAGAUCUCGGUGAAGCACCUUCCCACCAGCGAGCCUGACCCCCACGUGGUGCGGGUGGGCUGGUCCCUGGACUCCUGCAGCACUCAGCUGGGUGAGGAGCCCUUCUCGUACGGGUACGGAGGAACGGGAAAGAAGUCCACAAACUGCAAGUUCGAGGACUACGGCGAGAGAUUUGGCGAGAACGACGUCCUGGGCUGCUACAUUGACUUUGAGUCCGGGGAGGACGUGGAGAUGGCCUUCUCCAAGAACGGGCAGUGGCUGGGCGAGGGCUUCCGGGUGCGGAAGGAGGAGCUGGCGGGCCGGGCGCUCUUCCCCCACGUCCUGGUCAAGAACUGCGCCAUCGAGUUCAACUUCGGGCAGAAGGACGAGCCCUACUUCCCCAUCCCAGAGGGCUACUCCUUGAUCCAGAGCGUCCCGCUGGAGGACAGGGUCCGCGGCACGGUGGGACCCUCUUCCAAGUCGGAGUGCGAGAUCCUGAUGUUGGUGGGUCUGCCUGCGGCGGGCAAGACCACGUGGGCCAUGAAGCACGCGGAGGAGAACCCCGAGAAGAAGUACAACAUCCUGGGCACCAAUGCCAUCAUGGAGAAGAUGAAGGUGAUGGGCCUGCGCCGUCAGCGUAACUACGCGGGCCGCUGGGACGUGCUGAUCCAGCAGGCGACGCAGUGUCUGAACAGGCUGAUCCAGAUCGCCGCGCGCAAGAGGCGCAACUACAUCCUGGACCAGACAAAUGUAUAUGGAUCAGCCCAGAGACGAAAAAUGCGUCCUUUUGAAGGUUUUCAACGCAAGGCUAUUGUAAUUUGUCCCACGGACGAGGACUUAAAAGAGCGAACAUUAAAGCGAACUGAUGAGGAAGGGAAGGAUGUGCCAGAUCAUGCGGUUUUAGAAAUGAAAGCUAACUUCACCCUCCCGGAAGCGGGCGAGUUCCUGGACGGCGUGACCUACAUCGAGCUCCAGGGCGAGGAGGCGGAGAAGCUGGUGAAGCAGUACAACGAGGAAGGGCGCAAGGCCGGCCCGCCCCCGGACAAGCGCUACGACAACCGUCCCGGCGGCUUCAGGGGCCGGGGCGGCGGCUACCAGCGCUACGACAGCCGCGGCGGCCCGCAGGGCGGCAGGGGCGGGUACCAGGGCCGCGGAGGGGCAGGAGGCGGUUCUGGGGGCUACCGAGGAGGCUACAACCGUGGGGGAUACAACCAGAACCGCUGGGGCAGCGGUGGAAAUCACCGUGACAGUGCCUCAGGGGGCCGCGGGGGCUACAACCGAAACCAGCAGUCUGGUGGCGGCUACAACCACAACCGCGUCGCUCCAUACAGCAAAGGGGGCAGCGGGGGCUACAGCCAGGCUCAGGUAUGGAGCGCGGACACAGCAGAGCAGCAGCCCCAGACUUACAACCAAGGCGCCUAUAACCAAGGAGCCUACAACCAGAGCAGCUACAACCAGAGCUACAACUAUCCCGGGUACAGUCAGUACCCAGGGUACAACCAGGCCUACACCCAGCCCCCUGCCACCACCACCCAGGGCUACACCCAGCAGCAGGGCUACAACCAGCAGCAGUACCAGCAGUACGCCCAGCAGUGGAGUCAGUAUUAUCAGAACCAGAGCCAGUGGAAUCAGUACUAUGGCAACUAUGGCAACUACGGCAACUACUCUGGCAGCACCCAGGGCUCGGGCACGCAGUAACCAUGGCAGCAGCUCCAGCAGUGACCCCACUGUCCUGUGCUCCAACCCCCUCAUACCGCUUAUCUGCGCUGACACACAGCAAACAGAAGCCCGUUUGAAGCAGACAUCUCUCUGUUUACCCUCUGCGUACCAUCAUAUGAACUCCCCAGCUACCUGCCAGCUCCCCUUCUUCCUUUUUUAUCUGUUAUCCCUCUCACGCUCUCUCGCUCCCUCGUGGUCCCCGCAGUUUCCACAGCAGGGGUUCCUCAGGCUAGCUCCCUCGUGCUGGUGCAAGUAGUGUGUCCUGUUAGGAGUCACACCGCGGUCUCUGAGCCAGGGGAGAGAGUUCCUCUCCCCAGCUCAGAUGUCCACAGCAUCAGUUUCUUCUUUUUCUUUGAGGGUGUAUUUUUAUUAUGUUGCCAUUCAGCUUGGAAAUGGAAGCACUUUUCAAGACGUGGCACUGCCGCACCUGCUUGGGAGAGUUGGAGAUGUGCAGACAUGCGCCUCUGACACGCCCACCAUUCCAUUUUAACGUACCGCGGGCUCCACGCCACCUGGCAGCAGACUUGAUGCUGCCAUCACUUCAGUACCUGGCAAGUUGCUGCAGUCGUGCCAGAAAGCCCUGUUAAUCCUGACCCUCCCCCUGGUGGCACCGAUACUGGGGGGGGGGGAUUCUGGUCAGGAUCAAGUCUUGGUGUGACUUGAGCUGGAACCGGCAAGGUGUGGGGUGUAAAUACACACCUGAGCUCCUGGCGCACCUUACCUGGUUAGGCCGCCUUAUGUUAGUGCUUUCAGGUGGGGUAGACCCUACAAGGAGUGCGGCCUAGCUACAGUGCCUCCCUACUGUUUAGUGGGGUAGGCCCAGCAUGCAGUGCAGCCUGUGUACAGAGGACCCCCGCCACUGGUGGGAUUGAUUCACCACGCAGCGCAGCUUGUCUACAGAGGACCCCUGCUACUGGUGGGGGUAGACCUUACAUUGUGUGACCUCUCAUCAGCAGACCUGCUGUGAGUGGGGGAGACAGGCGGUGCCUGAUGAUGCUCACAAGACAGGUUUUUUUAUAAUGGAGGCAGGGCGGUGUGUAACAGGUCUAUCUUAUCUUAUCCUAUCCCGGGAGCAGUAGGGGGAAGUAGAGUGCAGGUGUAGGUUGGGUUUCAUUGUCUCUGAUCAGUUGUUUUUUUUUUAGUCCAUUACAGAAAGCUGCACGCUUGGAAACUCCACCUUAUUGUGCAUUACAGCCUGUGCUAGAGGAGAGCUGGAAAAAAAGUUUGAGCUGUUCCCUUGUGUCUGGAGUUCAGCUGUGCAUGUGUUAAGCUUAAUGCACAGCUCCAUAUAAUCUACAGGUUCAUUGCCCUGUGUAGCAUGAUGGCCUCAUAUACAAAGCUACUUCAGUUUACCAGGCCAAUGGAAAACAAUACCAUUUUCUCAGAGCAAAAUACAGAUCCUGUCCAGAGCUUUAGGGCAGAUGGUCCGAGCCUGGAAGUCUUCUCUAAUGGACUGUUAAUUUUCUUUUUUCUGUGUAAGUUGUGGACGGGUAACCAGAGGGUGGGAGCCGUUAGGCUUGAGCUGACUGCCCUGACCUACAGGAGAUGUCUGUGGAAACAUGGGUCCUUUAUUUUUAAGUAGCUUUCUUUACCUUUAUUUUUUUUUAACGAUCCAAGAUCACAAAGUGUAACACAAAAGGAUGUCGCCACUGCUUCAGAAGCAGUGAAACGCUUUGUAAAACCCUCAUGUGUCCUUCCUAGUUUUUGGUUUUGUGCAAAAAAAAAAUGACAUAGCUGUUAAUUUAAUCUGUAUAAAACCCCUGAAAUUUUCAUUUACGUUAAUCUAUGUGUCUAUGAGUUUCCUUUCUGCAUUAGUGAUUGUAAAACAAAAUAGGAACAUCUGUUCUGAGGGGAGUUUUAUCUUGAGUUGCUUUUUUGCAGGAUUUGUAAUGUACCUUUUUAAAUUUUCAGAAGCACCUUUGUGGCCCCUGCACCCCUUCCAGCCGGUUAAUUUUAGGUUUUUUUUUUUUUUUUUUGCCAGGUUUGUGUGUGUGUAAAUCUUUUUUAUACCAGGUCUGUAAAAUUGUGUACCUGCACGUUGUUCUGUCCAGUCAACGUUUCAGACACAUUUUUUGUAUGAGAAUAUAAUCAGAUAACUCCAGCUGU